GUUGAUGCUUAGCAAAAGGUGUACUUUACUAGAAUAAGGGGCAGAUGUCAUUAAUGAAUCGAUUGCUAUGAAAUCAUACGAACUUUGAAUCCAUUCAAAACCUGAGAAUGAAGAACUGUCUUGAGACAGAACAGGAAAGCGUCUUGAAAAAAUUAUCCGAAUUACUUCCUGCUAAAGGUUAUUGGUUUUCAUUGUCACUUUGCAAUGCCUACAAACACAGGUUAUCCUUGUGAAAGAAGCUUUAAAGACUGAAGCCCUCAAAUAAUGAAAAUUAGUCACUCAAUUUAAUUGACGUAUGUUUCUUGUAUCGUAGAGCUUUAACCAAGGUAAGGCCAAAGAUCGAGGCAUGCUCAAUCAUGUUCGUUUAUACGAUCGCCCUUAGCAAUCAAAAUAUUCAGAACCAUAGGAAACUAAUUUAAAAAUUUGAGAAAACAUAAACAAGGUUACUGCUUCAUGUCUGAACACAUCGCCAAGCCUCCUCAUUUACAUCACUUUCCCCUCUAUUUAUGGAAAUGACACUAUAUAGGGUCGCAAAAUAAGUAAAACAUAUAUAGCGGAGGAAGUAGCUGUACAAUGGCGUCUAAAAGUUCUCUUGAAGAUUUUGAAAAGCGACUUGACGAAGUUCUUAAAAAGUGUGACCUACAGUCGAAAUUUUUUACAGGGUGCGACGCUAGAAACCCUUCAUCAGUAGCUCAUUUGAUGGGACCCGAUUUUAGGACGGAAACCGCGGAAAAGGUUUGCGCAGUGACGAAGUCAUUUGAUAGAAAAAACAUCACGAUUUCGAUGGAUGGAAAUCACGGAGAAUAUCCCUCAAAACAAUCGUUACGGUGGUCUUUCAAACAGCCGCAAGAGCGGGGACAACAAUUUCACCUAGCACUUGCGAAACAAAUUAAUGUAAAAAGAACAAUAGAGAGUGUAGAGGGUCAGCUUUUGACAAAGAUGGAAGAGGAAUUUCAUUGCAAAUUUGUUCAAGCGGAAGUUGGAAUCUGUGGUUAUGCUGUUAAAAAAUCGAAAGUAGAUUUAUAUAACGGAAGGAUAGAUGCUGUCGCUUUGCGUCAAAUUCCGGGAGGUGACCCCGAAGUCGUUAUCGUGGAUUGGAAGACGUUUGCUAAAUUUGAUUCACCAACGAAAUGGUGGGACGAAGCGACAUAUUUUAAAAAUCCUCUUUACCAGUGUUUAUUGUAUCGUGAGCUUUUGCAAACUCACUUAAAGGUGAACGACAUAAAUGCUAGCGUUGGCAUCAUGUUGGUCCCACUCCGUCAAGCACGCCCAGGACAAGUUAUGCCAGGCUUAUGCACAAAUUUUCAACAUAUGGAAGAAGAGGGUCUAUUAGAUACCAUUAAAAGUUAUCAAUGGUUUUCCGAGGAAAGUAGAUGUGUUCACACUGUUAUUUUGCCCAAUAAAUUAUUCAAUGGAGAGCGCCUGAGUGACACAUAUUUAGAAGAUGGAAUUUUGAAGGAGACAGUUGUGGUUAAAGAUAUCGUAGAUGACAGUGCUACUGUUGGAGACAUGUGUGAAGAACUGGGACUUCUAAGGCUCGAGAUAAAAGAUUCACUAGCUGAGGACGAGGGUUUGUUCCCAUGAGAAGAAAAUGAGAGCUAAAGUGAUGCUAAGAAAAAAGGGCGCUCUAGCCGUUUUAAGGGAAUUUAAAAAGGGGAAAAAAUAAUCCAAUUCUAAUGAUAACAUUAGCUUUUGAUUAACAGUGCUGGUUACGCUGCUUGAUAUAUUUUCAUUUGAACCGAGCAAAAUAAAUAGUUACGUUGCAUAUCAUAAUUUUAAUUAGCGUAAAAUGUCAGUGUUUAAUCAUUUACUCAUUUAUGAGGUAUCUACGGUUUUCUUAUUAAUUGAUUGAUUGAUUGAUAAAUAACGAAUAAGUCAUUUAAUGAUCAAAACGAAUCGAUUUGGGAGACCUAGGUUGAAUGAAAAUUAUUUUAAAGUAAAUGAUUUAAACGUGAGGGUGACAUUUGAUCGUGUAGUAUAGUCGGAUCGUCUGUUUGAGGGUAGUCCUGAGAAGGACUGUUGUCGGUAGUGGUGACAGACACUUAGACAAGUUUAAAGCCUGCAUGGGUCUUGUAAACUGAUUGGUCAGUUUUUCCGCGAUGUUGUUGUAAGACUCACGCAAUAAUGUUAGCUUUUCCGUGUACUGGUAAUUGUUUGUAAUUUUUCAGUACCGUUAUACUGAAAGUGAGUAGUAGCUUGAAAAAUAUAAGACUUGAAAACUAAAA
Molecule: messenger RNA, 2225 nt
Organism: Pocillopora damicornis (cauliflower coral)
Lineage: Eukaryota; Metazoa; Cnidaria; Anthozoa; Scleractinia; Pocilloporidae
Source: RefSeq, a predicted model, not a curated record